CCUCGCAAGUCUUACUUUGUAAAGCGACGUAAACAAGGCCAGUGCUAUAGUAUGAUGAAGGAAGCAGAGUGCCAGAAACGGCUAUUUUAUGCCGACCUGAGUCGUGCUAGGAGGCUGUCUACAAAGACAACAUUUAUCAGGAAGCGACAAGAAACUCGACUGGCAGACAAGAGCCAAGAGUUUGAUCUUUAUGAAGAGAAGGAUGGCGCUCUGUUGGAGGCGGUGAAAAAAUACAUGGAUGGAGUCAGGAAACAGUCACAUCUGCUAGCAGUAUUGAGAGCCAGGUCCAUCUUCAGCCGAAAGUCUAAUGCUCGAUUGUCUGAAACUGACACAAUGGAUCUGACAGAGACAUCAAGGGAAGGAAGCCUUUACCAAGAAAAUCAGGCACCAGACCCUCAUAACUUUUAA
Candidula unifasciata is the source of this 408-nucleotide messenger RNA. NCBI's taxonomy places the organism in Eukaryota, Metazoa, Mollusca, Gastropoda, Stylommatophora, Geomitridae. The record is from the annotation of a GenBank genome assembly.